AUGAAUCAACAAACGUUCGACGAUGAUUUUAAAAAGAUGAAAGCAGAAAAUGCACAAAAAAUGCAACAAAACUUUGGUAGAUCAAGCAACUCUGGAUUUUCAAGCAAUACCAGUGAAGACAUUUCAUCUAAUAUGCUUUACAUAAUUCUCAUUCCUAUUGGUGCAUGUGUUCUUAUUGGAAUUAUUGCCUUGUGCAUUGUAUUUGGGUGCCGAAUUUAUAAUCGGAGAAGAUACAGGAAUGCGUAUAAUGGUGCUGGAACAGGAUAA
This is a messenger RNA of Caenorhabditis elegans, 267 nucleotides long. It is a transcript of the gene F41F3.9, whose product is annotated as ESAT-6 secretion machinery protein EssA. The coding region runs from base 1 to 267 and encodes 88 amino acids. Lineage: Eukaryota; Metazoa; Nematoda; Chromadorea; Rhabditida; Rhabditidae. The record is from RefSeq and is marked reviewed. The transcript is spliced from 2 exons.